Molecule: messenger RNA, 4361 nt
Organism: Electrophorus electricus (electric eel)
Lineage: Eukaryota; Metazoa; Chordata; Actinopteri; Gymnotiformes; Gymnotidae
Gene: tdrd7b
Product: tudor domain containing 7 b
Biological process (GO): spermatogenesis; P granule organization; piRNA processing
Cellular component (GO): P granule
Source: RefSeq, a predicted model, not a curated record
GCGACGUUGGCUGACAGCGGACCGGAACGAGUGUGACAGGACAAGUCGCUUAAAAGAAACAGAGUUUUCACACACAAAUCCACAGCGCGAUGGUGGACGAGGAGCUUGUGAAGAAAACGCUGCGAGCAGUGCUCCGCUCUGGGAAGGGUGGGCUGCCCCUGUCGCGGCUGCAGGCAGAAUAUAAGGAGCUUACGGGCGAAGCCGUACCCCACAGAGAGCUGGGCCACGCGACGCUGGACACCAUGCUGCGCGCCAUGCCCUCUGUGGUGCGUGUGGACCGGGCCCUCUCUGGAGAGGUAAUGUGUUAUGCUACAGCAGGGAAAGAAAUGGCUCACUUGACAAAACUGGCAGCUCGACAGCAUACAGCUGAAAAGACUGGCCGGCCUCAAAUGGUCAACUGCCAGAUGAGAGUCAAGCCCUCUGCCCCUUUUGUGUUAAAUGCCAAUCCCAGGACAUCUCUGAGGCAACCUGAUCACCAGGGUCACCAGAGGCGAGUUGGGGGUCACCCGGGGGGCCAUGGUGACUCUCGGCCUCGGAAUAUGAGGGGCCCCCAUCCUGACGGGAGAGGCUGUAAACCUUGCAGUACACCACCCAGCACACCCACCAGAAGACCUGCCCUACCCUCUGACAGAUUGGACAAGAAGAUGACCUUGCCAUCCAGGUUCCAAAAAGAAGCCCUCUCUAGUAAUCCUCAACAGAGCACUGCUCCUGCCAACUUGAAUGAAAACAUCCCCCAACCAAAACCCAGGACAUCCCAUUCAAGCUCCUACAUCCCCAAACUGAUACAGUCUCGCCUCAAGGAAAUUCUGAUCAAGCACAGUAAUGGUUUCUGGGUAUCUAAGCUUCCACAGUUGUAUAGAGAGCUGUAUAAACAAGACCUGCCAAGCGAAGCAAUGAAAGAUCUGGAACAAUGGACGCAUAUAUGCAUAGUUGAGAAACCAUGCAGUAGCAAACCUAAUGAGCUGCUAUUGUACCCUGCUAAAGAUAUUAGACAAACCAGUACCCCACCUAGCUCUGCCAUGAGGCCUACAGCAGACAGACAGCCUUCCUCCCCCUUCCAGGCGCAGCAGUUGUCCACAACACCGUCCUCUUCUACAUCUAGCCUUCUGGAGUCCCCCAAGGCUCUAUCCGAAGACCUCAAGCAAAAGCUAGGAGUGCUGCUCCUCAAAUAUAGCAGUGGUCUGUGGGCUCAUGCCCUCCCUAAACUCUACCAGGACACUUACAAGACUAAGCUGCCCGAGUAUGUUCUUGACAACCUGCUUCUGCUGUCAGAAAUAUGUACCAUUGACUACCCCAUGCCGGACAACCCCAAAAGGGCGAUUCUGUAUGGGAAAGUAGCAGAGGAUGAAAACUGCAACCAGGCAGAAUUGGCAGACCUGAAGGUGAGAGAGGAGGUGGGCAGAUGUUUCAGUUCUCAGACCACACCCCCACUCCUUAUUCCCACCGAAGAAUACCCCUCAGUGCUGGUCGUGGAAGCAAGGAGCACCAAUAGUGUUGUUCUGAGAUACAUAGGUGAGGGGUACUCCAAAGCCCUGGAGAAGCUGGAAGAUGAUAUGAAGGAAUACUACAAACAAGACAACACCAAGAAGCCCCUGGCCUCACUUUCAUCAGGCCAACUAACUGCAGUUUAUGCUGAAGAAGAGGAGGAGAUCCUCCGAGCACACGUGUGUGAGGUCAUGUCUGACAAGGUUAAGGUUAAUUAUGUGGAUCAUGGCUUUUCUGAGGUCAUCAGUAAAAGCAGGUUGCUGGAGAUGCAUGAGAAGUUUUUAAGACUGCCUUUCCAAGCCACCAAAUGCAAAUUGGCUGGCCUUGAGUCCUUUUCUCAGGAGCCAGCUGUGCUGAAAAAGUUUGACUCCAUGGCAAGAGGUAAAAUCUUACUGGCUGAGCUCCUAGAGCAAGAUGAGAUUCCUUUGAUGGUGUUAUAUGACAUGUCCCAGGAUGAUGACGUUAAUAUAAAUGCUGCUUGCCUGAGAACCCUACAAGAGAAGUCUUUAGAUAUCCCUUUGCAGGUGAACAAUAUCUGCAUAAAUGUGAGUGUGACCACUGUGUGUUCAGAUGGGACAUUUUGCUGCCAGAUUCCUUCUCAAGGCCUGACCAAACUCAACGAGAUCCUGGAGAAAACAGAGACCUAUUUCCACUCCCAGGUCACAUCAGAGUCAUUGGUUUCUAGACCUUUCUGUGGAAAAAGCUGUCUGGCUCGCUACAAAGGCAGAUGGUCUCGGGUUGAGAUAACUAACCUGCAUGGCAGUCGUGUGCUGGACAUCCUAUUUGUGGAUCUGGCGGUCAAGGCAUCUGUUGAAGUCAUCGAGCUAAGGGAAAUCCCACCACCUUUCCUAUGUGACUUUGUCUCAAUCCCACCCCAGGCAGUCCGGUGCUGUUUAGCUGAUUUGUCUGUGAGUGUGGGCUCUUGGACUCCAGAUGCCGUACAGAGGCUCAAAGAUACAAUUCUCCACUGCAGUGACUGCAGCUUGAAGAUUGUUAAAGUAGAGGAGAGCAAACACCUGUACCAUGUCUACUUGUUUACCAGCAAGAACAUAAAUGACCCUAGCAGCAGCCUUAGCUGCCACCUUGCUGACUUGGAUCUCUGGAAGCAACAUGCAGACAUCUUCCUCAGCAGCCAGGAGCAUCUAAAAGCUCCCAGUGGCCCUAUAACCUCCAUCCCCACGUCUGCCUCCACUGGCCUUUCCAGCCCCAGUGACAAUGGAGCAGACAAGCCUCAUUACAUGCCCAAGAGGGCAUCUCCCCAGUUGGAUUCUGGUAGAAGGCUUCCAGGUAGCCCAUCUGGGAGUCUGCCUCUGCCACCUGUUCUGGAGCUGCCCCCACUGGGGCAGAAUAUGGACAUUUAUGUGUCAGUAGCAUGCCACCCAGGGCAUUUUGUGCUACAGCCAUGGCAAGAUAUGUACAAGCUGAUGGUCCUGAUGGAAGAGAUGAUUCUGUACUAUAACAGGAGAGAUGAUAAUCUGAUCACAGUGGAGAAGAACCAGGUGUAUGCUGCCAAAGUAGAAAAUAAUUGGCAUCGAGUGCUUGUGAAAGGAGUACUGUCCAGUGGCCUGGUGUCAGUUUAUGAGCUGGACUACGGCAAGCAUGAGCUGGUGAGCUGCACUCUGCUGAGGCCCCUCAUUCAGGAGUUUCGCCAGCUCCCAUUCCAGGGCAUCACUGCUCAGCUCGCAGGUGUGAAACCCAGGAAGUGGUCUGAAGAGGCUUCCAUUGUGUUCAGGAACCACAUUGAGAAAAAGCCUCUGGUGGCCCAACUGGACUCAGUGCAGGAGGCAGAACAGCCCUGGUACCGCAGGGUCACUGUGUACUUGGUGGACACUUCCCAGGAGGACAGAGACAUCUGGGUCCAUGACCUCAUGGCUGAGUUUGCAGAUGAUCUCACCAAAGCAGCAUAGCAACCUUAGUUACAGGUUAUUUGUUCUGGGAUGUUUUUUGUGUGUGCUCUAUCUGGACACACCGUUUUCUUUUGACUUGGACAUGGGGAAGAAGAGACUCAGUUUCACUACUACAUGUCAUCAUAAAGAGUAACUUUAUGUAAACUACUCCAGCUGAACCAGUGCUCCUAUUAUAUUUGCAGGCUAUCUUUAGAUUUUCUAUCUUCUUGACAGAGACCCCAACUUUGAGAUUUGCUCUAAGCAUGUAAUAAACAAUGUGAGGGUCUAUCUAAUCAAAGCAAGCUUUGUCCAACAAGUCUGGGAAGUGAUCUAAGGACAACAAAGGACAAAGCACCUUUGCCAAGCUUGGCUGUCAUGUGAUAUGCUUAUUACAUUUAUGUUACAAUUUGAAAAAUGUAUUUAAACAGACUAUUUAAAUUUAAUGACAGGGAUGUUUGAUGCUAGCUGACUAGUUUGAUGCUAGCUGACCAGUAAUUUAAGUUUGCCAAUCAAUAAAUGCUUCUGCUUUACCAUUCUGUAUGGUUAACUUAAGUCAUAAACAAACAAUUAUUUUUGACCUCUGACAAGGCCAUGAAUCUUUUCACUGGGAACAAAGUUUACAUGACCAGGCUCAAGGGAGUUAAAUAGACAAGUUGUUUACAAAACUAGUGAAGCAUUCCCGUUCUUCCAUAAAUGUAUGAAGGUUCCAUAUGUUAAAUUGGAGAACUUGGAUUUUGCCACUAUUUUUUUUUUAUUAUUUAAACAGGCUGCUUGUAAUCUGUGGGGUUUAGCAAAAAUGUGACAGCAGUAACAUAAUAUACUUAGCGCUAAUUCCUUAACAUUGGUUUAGUAGAAUGGCUGAGUUUUCUUUAGCUAAAUAUUACAUUUAGAUCAUGUAUGCACAUGAAAAUGAAGUAUGACAACUAUGACUAACCCUAGGGUUAACUGCAUAUGCAAAGUGUUUGAGAAAUAAAGGAGAAAAACCAUUGA